Molecule: messenger RNA, 1814 nt
Organism: Boleophthalmus pectinirostris (great blue-spotted mudskipper)
Lineage: Eukaryota; Metazoa; Chordata; Actinopteri; Gobiiformes; Gobiidae
Product: disks large homolog 4-like
Biological process (GO): postsynaptic neurotransmitter receptor diffusion trapping; chemical synaptic transmission; AMPA glutamate receptor clustering
Cellular component (GO): neuromuscular junction; postsynaptic density membrane; neuron projection
Molecular function (GO): protein binding
Source: RefSeq, a predicted model, not a curated record
AUGGAUCUGCAGCCAUACGUGAACAGUGUGUGUCUGGAGGAUGUGAUGCACGAGGAUGCAGUGGGGGCUCUGAAGAACACAGCCGAGGUGGUAUACCUCCGGGUGGCCAAGCCCAACAACCUGUUCCUGACCAACUCCUACAACCCUCCAGACCUCACCAGCACGUAUUCUCACAUGGAUACAGACCUCAGCCACCCAAACUAUCUAGGAUCUGAUUACCCACAAGCCCUCACUCCCACCUCGCCUAGUCGCUUCUCCCCGGUGCUGCACAGUAUGAUGGGAGAUGAUGAUAUCCCCAGGGAGCCUCGGAGAGUUUUGAUCCACCGAGGCUCGACAGGUCUGGGGUUCAACAUCGUGGGUGGGGAGGAUGGUGAGGGCAUCUUCAUCUCCUUCAUCCUGGCAGGGGGUCCAGCUGACCUGAGCGGAGAGCUGCACAAGGGCGAUCAGAUCCUCAGUGUGAAUGGGGUUGACCUGCGCAUGGCCACACACGAACAGGCAGCAGCAGCACUCAAGAACGCUGGUCAGACUGUGACAAUAAUCGCUCAGUACAGACCAGAGAUGUACAGCCGCUUUGAAGCCAAGAUUCACGACUUGAGAGAACAGCUGAUGAACAGCAGUAUGGGCUCUGGGACCACAACACUACGGAGCAACCCAAAGAGAGGCUUUUAUAUCAGGGCUCUUUUUGACUAUGACAAGACAGCAGACUGUGGUUUCCUGAGCCAGGCCUUGAGCUUCAGAUUUGGGGAUGUGCUUCACGUGUUGGACUGUGGGGAUGAAGAGUGGUGGCAGGCGAGAAGAGUCAGCCCCCAAAAUGAGGCAGAGGAGGUGGGCUUCAUCCCCAGCAAACUCAGAGUCGAGAGAAAAGAGUGGUCUCGUGUAAACACCAAAGAGAGGGGGAGAGAUAAACUCUCACACAGCUAUGAGACUGUCACUCAAGUAGAAGUCCAUUACGCCAGGCCCAUCAUCAUUCUGGGUCCCGUUAAAGACAGGGUAAAUGACGACCUCUUGUCCGAGUUCCCUGAUAAGUUUGGAUCCUGUGUUCCACACACCACGCGGCCCAAAAGGGAGUACGAGGUGGACGGGCGGGACUAUCACUUUGUGUCGUCACGGGAACAGAUGGAGAAGGACAUCCAGAGUCACCGCUUCAUCGAGGCGGGACAGUACAACAGCCACUUGUACGGCACCAGUGUCCAGAGUGUGCGUGAGGUGGCUGAGCAGCAAGGGAAACACUGCAUCCUGGAUGUAUCUGCCAAUGCUGUACGCAGACUACAAGCUGCUCAGCUCCAUCCAAUUGCCAUCUUUGUUCGGCCCAAGUCUUUGGAAAAUGUGUUGGAGAUCAACACUCGACUGACAGAAGAACAAGCAAGGAAAGGAAUGGAUCGAGCCCUCAAACUAGAACAGGACUUCCUCGAGUGUUUUACAGCUGUGGUGGAGGGUGACAGUUUUGAGGAGGUCUAUCACAAAGUAAAGACAGUGAUCGAGGAGCAAUCAGGGCCUUACAUCUGGAUCCCCACUCGGGAGAGGCUGUGAACCAUAGCGCCCCCACCUACGCUGUCCUGCACCACCUGUCACCCUCACAGCCGGGACAGUCCCAUACGCCUGUCCCGCUGUCCUCCAGCAAAGUCAGUGCUUAGGCAAUCACCGCGAGUGACACAGACAAACCAAGCAUAUCAAGACAAAAUCGUGAGAGAGAGAGAGAGACCACAGGGAAGCAGAGAGCGAUACCAAAACUAAAGUGGACUGAGUCAUCAUCAUGUGUAAUUACAGUCUGAGAGAAGACGUCAAUAUCCCGGUUCAAUGAGGCGUGGCUGAGC